GGUUGGGAGAGAGAGAGGAAGAGCGGGUAACUUUUAACCAGAGAGAAACUCACCGCCGCAUCCUAUCUCGAGACUGCUGGCAUCCGCCAGAAACAGCGCGCGGACGCUGUGGAAAUAUGUGAUUAUUUUUUCUUUCUGUCUCCGACAGGUAUCUUUAUUUUACAGAGGAACAAAGAUGAGAAUAAACUACUGUGAAGCCUCUUGCUUCCUCAUCAUUCUUCAGACGCUGUGGUGGGGCUUAAAUAGUCAAUGUGAAGAACCAAUCGAAAGCUCCAAACUCAACCUCUCAGUGACCUAUGACCUCCCUUACUUUGUGUCUGACACUCCCAUCCAGAAGCUGUUGGAAUUCAAUGGAACUGUGUACAUAGGUGCCGUCAACAAACUAUACACCCUUUCAAAACAGUUUAAGAAGAUACAUGAGUAUAAUACUGGACCAGUGCAUGAGAGUCCAUACUGCGAGGCAGCAAAGCCAUGCGAUGGUUGCAAAGGCAUGCCCCCUAACACUAACAACACCAACAUGGCCCUGCUCAUGGAGACGUUCUAUGACCUUGAACUCUUCAGCUGUGGCUCGGUUGGGAAUGGUGUCUGCAACCGUCACGUGUUAGAGGAUGGUCCCUUGGAUGCGGAAGUAACUUGUAUGUAUUCGAAGAAGAAUGAAGGCAGCAGUCAUGGUUGUCCAGACUGCCUGGCUGGGCCCUCAGGUACUCAGAUCCUCAACGUGAUGAGUAGCGGCGUAGUGAGGUUCUUUGUUGCGAACUCCGAACCUCUUGACCCAACAGACCCCCGUCUGCAUCACACUAUUUCAGUUAGAAAGAUGAGGGAGACUCAAGAUGGCUUUGAGUUCUUUUCCGAGCAAUCCUACAUGGACUUGGCACCAGGUUUGCGUGGGAACUACCCUCUACGCUACGUCUACUCCUUCCAGAGUGGCCCGUAUGUGUAUUUUCUCACCGUCCAGCGAGAAGGUGGCAGCUCGAACGCCUUUCACACACGAAUCGUUCGCAUGUGCUCAUCAGAUCCGGAGAUUCUGCGAUACGUAGAAAUGCCCUUCGAGUGUAUUUACUCAGAGCGAAGGAGAAAGAAGCGAUCAGCACAGGUAGUUUUCAAUGUCCUCCAGGCCGCACAUGUGGCCAAAGUCGGCUAUGACUUUCAGCAAGAGAUGGGCCUGAAAGAGGGCGAGGACGUGCUGUUUGCUGCCUUUGUCCGCAGUAAGCCUGACUCGCCGGAGCCCACUGCCAGCUCUGCCGUGUGCCUUAUCUCCAUCACAGACAUCAAUAACUUCUUUAGGGAUUUCAUGCAGAAGGGUUACACAAGGAAGCUUUACCACUUUUCAGGAUCAGAAGAGAAAGCCUACAACCAGAGCUUUGUGGGAGAUUCCUUUGGCUGUGGGAAACAUGAAAAGGGCUACCGGCUCGAGGUUACGAGCACCAACCCACGGCGGGACUACUUCCACGGACGGUUCCGGAAUGUUCUUCUCAGUUCCAUAGCCGUAGUACCGAUUCAAAAUCACACAGUGGUCAGCCUAGGCACAGCUGAAGGGCGGGUCAUCCAGGUGGUGGUUUCCCGCUUUGGCAAGACAGAGCCACAUGUGGACUUCCGCUUGGACACGCUCCCUGUAUCCUCAGAGAUGGCCCUGCUGUCUCCACAGUGUCAGGACGGCUCCUUAUUGUUGGUGACAGGAAACAAGGUUUCUAAAGUUCCUCUGAUAGGCCCUGGCUGUGAACAGUUGUGGUCCUGUAGUUCUUGUCUUCUGGCUCCAGCUUUCAUGGGCUGUGGAUGGUGUAAGACCACUGAUCGCUGUACAAGAGAUUCUCAGUGCUCCCCCUUCUAUUGGAUCCAGGACUCCUGCCCCCUCCUCAUCACCUCGAUUUCUCCUUCCUUUGCUCCGCUUGGUGGCCACACCAAUAUGACAAUCUGUGGCAAAAACUUUGGUUUUAAUAAGAAAGACCGCUUUGAUACCAAGCUGAUCGAGGUGACAGUUGCUGGAAUAAAGUGUAAAUUGGAAAGGAAAGACAGUAGCAAUAAUCGGUUGGUCUGCGGACUCGAUCAGGUGAACGCAUCCAACGUUGACUCUGCGGUCAGGGUGCGCAGUGGCAAGGAACAAGCCAAGAAAGAUGGUUUCUCAUUUGUGAACCCAAUUAUCACAGAGAUCUUCCCGGAGUUUGGACCCAAGUCUGGAGGAACGAUGCUUACUAUAAGGGGUUCAUACUUGGACAGUGGAAAUUUGCAACUGGUUACCAUGGGAAAUGCUACCUGUGUGCUACAGAGUGUAUCAGCCACAAUGUUGACAUGUCGGACUCCACCUCAGCCACCACUGUCUAAACACAAGGUACUGCUGCACAUCGAUGGAGUGAUUCGUGAAGCUCCCAUCAGCUACACCUAUAAUGAGAACCCACACAUCUCCAGUGUCCAGCCUAAACACUCCUUUAUUAGUGGAGGAAGCACAGUGACAGUGAAUGGUAUGUACCUCCAAUCAGCCCUUCAACCUCAGAUGGUUCUCACCGCCGCCACAGAGGGCAAAGUCUUCCAAGUGACCUGCAGUCAUGAUGAGGACAAGCAAAAUAUCCUGUGUAUCACUCCUUCCCUGAAGGGCCUCAAUGUUCAGCCUCCUGUUGCCACAAAAAUGACCUUUGUGUUAGAUGGUUUCUCCACCGAUCAAUAUGAACUACUGUAUGUAGAAGACCCCAAGUUUGAGGAGUUUCAGAAGCCCACCGUUACACCAAGAGGCAACAAGAGCAUUCUGGAGAUUAAGGUCCCUCCUGUGAAUCAAGAGGCAGUGAAAAACGGAGAGGUGCUGAGAGUUUCGAACCGGACCUGUGAGAGCGUUACUCUGGUGGGCAACACACUUGAAUGCACUGUGCCCAUGGAGCUCCAGACAGCCACUAAAGAGCUGGAGGUGGAGUGGAAGCAGGCCACAUCCUCUGUAAUCCUGGGUCAUGUAGUGUUGGCUCAAGACCAGGACUAUAGGAUACUGAUCACAGGUGGCAUCUGUGUGUUCAUCUUACUGCUGCUCCUGAUCGGAAUCUUUGUUUGGAUCAAAAGGAAGAAGCAUAUUGAUGAUUUAGCUAAGGCUAUGGUUUGGUAUGACGGCCGGGCUCACAUUCCGCACUUGGACAUGUUGGCAAACGCGAGGAGUGUCAGUCCAACUAAUGAAAUGGUCUCUCACGAGUCGGUGGACUAUAGAACCACUUUGCUUGAGGACCAAAACUUGCCUCUGUCGCAGACAGAGUCUUGCCGGCCUCAUCUCUACACCCAUGCCCAUGUGGAUCUGUCCCCCAUGCUCGGGGCAAUGGAAGGGGACAUGGCAUCUCCAUUGUUGCCUUCUAACGCACCCAUAGAUUUGGGCAGCCUCCACCCUGAGUUGCUGAAAGAGGUGCAGUAUGUGGUUAUUGCCCGGGAAGAUCUGCUUUUACACGUGAAUGAGAUCAUCGGGCGAGGGCACUUUGGCUGUGUGUUCCACGGGACCCUGCUAGAACCAGAUGGCCAGAAGCAGCACUGUGCAAUCAAGUCCUUAAACCGAAUCACUGAUAUUGAGGAAGUAUCUCAAUUCCUGAAGGAGGGCAUCAUCAUGAAAGAUUUCAGCCAUCCCAAUGUGCUCUCUCUGCUGGGUAUCUGCCUGCCCAGCGAGGGCUCACCUCUUGUCGUGUUGCCGUACAUGAAACACGGUGAUCUGCGCAACUUUAUCAGAGAUGAGACUCACAACCCCACUGUGAAGGAUCUGAUGGGUUUCGGGCUGCAGGUGGCUAAAGGAAUGGAAUAUCUCGCUAGCAAGAAGUUUGUACACAGAGACCUUGCGGCCAGAAACUGCAUGCUGGAUGAGAGCUACACAGUAAAGGUGGCUGAUUUUGGUCUGGCCAGAGAUGUGUAUGAUAAAGAGUACUACAGUGUGCACAACAAACACGGGGUGAAGCUGCCCGUCAAAUGGAUGGCAUUAGAAAGUCUGCAAACCCACAAGUUCACCCCCAAAUCAGAUGUAUGGUCGUUUGGCGUGUUGCUAUGGGAACUCAUGACCCGGGGUGCCCCACCUUACUCUGAUGUGAACUCCUUCGACAUCACAGUCUUCCUCCUACAAGGCCGAAGACUGCUACAGCCAGAGUUCUGCCCGGAUCCACUAUACAAUGUAAUGAUCGAGUGCUGGCACCCUAAACCAGAGCGCCGCCCCACCUUCUCAGAGCUAGAGUCCCGCAUCGCUGCUAUCUUUUCCAGCUUCAGUGGCGAGCACUACAUCCUCCUCAACACCACAUACGUCAACAUCGAUAAGAUGACACCCUACCCCUCUCUCAUCUCUUCUCAAAGUAACCUCGACCGUGACUGCUGCACCUGAAAAAAAAAGACCAGACAGAGGGAGGGUCAGAAAGAGGGCGAGGAAAAGAACUUAAGACACUGGACUCACUGCCAGGGAUAGUUUUCAUUAAACACUCCCUUAAUCACUGUAAAUAGAUUAUGAUGAGCCGUGACCUGUGGAGUUGAGGAUCUCCACUCAAGCACGAGAUGGUCGCGCUCCCCUGGGACAGAGGCCGAAUUCCACCUGAAGCAAGUUAAGGUGCAAAUUGACAGCCUAAAGCAGUUGCUGUACUAAAAACCCUUUUUUCAAUGGGGGCGUGUCUAUAUAAGGGUUUGUUUUUGGAAAGACAUUAAAGCUGUCAUUCCAUUAAUGCUUCAUCUGUUCAUUGUAUGGCUGUAUUCAGAUGCUUCCUGCAGUCUGUGCCCAUCUGAUUCAUUUAUACUCCUGACAGACGCUGUACUACCACACGACUACAAGACCAUUUUUGAUUGGUCAAUCAGAUGGUUUUAAAAACAGAAACGCUUCAGUGGCAUUGCAUUCUCUGGGGUAACCGAGUGUAUGUUGAUCAUUUUAUUUUCUGUGAAAAAUGUAAUAUAACGUUGUGCAUGCAUUCGUACUAUGAACUGAACGCAGCAUAAUGAAGUUAUCAUUGGAACACUGGACAGAUUACAUGUGAAAUUUGCCUACAAAUCUGUCAAUGUUCUUUUGUGGCUUUGUACUUCAGGAAAAGGACAUUUAGUUUCAUAAUUAGACAAAUUCCUUUUACAGUAUGAAUCAUCCGUUGCAGUUUUUUUUUUUCUUUCUUUUUUUUUUUUUUUUUUGUACAACUUGGCCAUUUUAAUCUUUGCAACAAGACUUCUAUACUUCUAUAGAAUCUGUUUAAACUUAGUGUCAAACUAGCAUAUUACUAAGACUACAUGUAAUCAACUCACCUUUUUCACAUUUUCUGCACUGACUGGGCGGGAAAGUACGAAAUAUAUUUAAAGUCAACAUGAAACAGCAUUUGCAACCAAUUUAUGCGUUAUGUGCCAUGUUUCAGAGUGAAUCUUGAUAUUCAAUUAGAAAAAUUGGAUAUAAAAUUGGUUAUAAACUUUACCUGUCAAAGGCGGAGCAAGAAUUACAUUUUGAUGAAAGAUUGCAGAAGAAUAUUUUCUUUGGAAUUUCUUUAGACCGAAUAAUUAUGCUCAAAAAGACCAGGAACAUGUAUUAAGAUUGAUUUCAUGUUGACUUUAAAUAUGAUUCAGUGUGUUAAAUGGAGCUCGGACUUAGUACUUUUUAGUAUAAAAUUUUCCAAAAUAUUAAUAAACAAUAGCAAGGGCAUAGCCAGGAAAUUACUUUUGGGUGGGCCUCCAUAAAAAUUGAGUGGCCAAGUUUUCGCCCAAUUAUUAUUUUAUUUUUUUAACCAAAUGUUCCUCAACAACAGAGAAGCGGCGCAUUCAAACAUUCUUUCACAAUUUCAGAAAUCAGAAUUUAUGCAUUUUUAAAACUGUUUUAUAAAUAUAUAUUUGAAGUCAAAGAAUAAUCUUUAAUAUUCCCAUUCUGUGGUCCUAGGUGUAAUUUGGCUGGGCCUAGACCCACCCCGGCCCAACCUUGGCUACGCCACUGGGUGUGGCAUCUAUAGAUCUUUGUGAAUGACAGCAGCAGAUUACAUGCAGGCCUGCAUAUUGCUAUGUAGUGAAGAUGACAAUGUGUGAAUGUGAAUGUGUGUUGCCAUAUCAGACUACUGGUUGAUGUAAAUAAUUUGUCUCUCUACCCUUCUUGUCUGACUUGCUGUGUGAUACAUGUAUAUAUAGCCUAUGAACACAGCAUACAAUUUAGACAGAUUGGUACCAAUCAAAUAAGCCAUUAGUUCAAUCAACAUUUUCAUUUUUAUCUCUAUGCGAGUUAAAAUUCUAGUGUACUUUAUACAACUGACCAAUAAACAGGUUAAAUCUUAAAUCAUGUAGUAUAACAUUUUAUGUUUUGCCAUUUACAGUAUCUGUCUGUUUUUAUUUGAGACUGUAACUGCGACACUGUCUCCUUGUGAUGUCUCUACAAGCAGAGAGAAAUGACUAAGAGAUAGUACAUUACAAUAUUUCUGCUGUUCCAGUUACAAUAAUAAAGUUUUUCCACAAAUAA
Molecule: messenger RNA, 6400 nt
Organism: Myxocyprinus asiaticus (Chinese sucker)
Lineage: Eukaryota; Metazoa; Chordata; Actinopteri; Cypriniformes; Catostomidae
Gene: met
Product: MET proto-oncogene, receptor tyrosine kinase
Exons: 21
Coding region: 176-4321 (1381 amino acids)
Biological process (GO): protein phosphorylation; cell surface receptor protein tyrosine kinase signaling pathway; nervous system development
Cellular component (GO): membrane; signaling receptor complex
Molecular function (GO): transmembrane receptor protein tyrosine kinase activity; protein binding; ATP binding
Source: RefSeq, a predicted model, not a curated record